Molecule: messenger RNA, 2100 nt
Organism: Manduca sexta (tobacco hornworm)
Lineage: Eukaryota; Metazoa; Arthropoda; Insecta; Lepidoptera; Sphingidae
Product: carboxypeptidase A4
Biological process (GO): proteolysis
Molecular function (GO): zinc ion binding; metallocarboxypeptidase activity
Source: RefSeq, a predicted model, not a curated record
GAAUUUUCACUAACAUAUACGACUGGAUAGUGGGAUCUAAGUCUUCUUGGUUCUCAACUGGGACCUGGUUUCAAGAUACGCCAAAACCAAAAAAACCUACUCCGAUUGUCCCUACAUCUACAACAAUAUCGCCUUCCACAGGGACUACGAGCAGUUGGUUUCAUUCCUUUAUACAAUCAGAGGACAGUGAUGCUUCCUUCACCGCUACCGACACCACUACAAGUAAAAAGUCAUCAAAGAAAUCGCUUAAGAAAAAUUAUAAAGGCUACCAACUACUCAGAACUUACCCAGAUAUUAAGUGGAAGGUCCAGGAGUUAGUAGAUUUGCAAGAAGAAGCACAGGGUUCCGGGCUGAUGUGGUGGACCCCACCGUCGCUGAACGGAACUACGGAUUUAUUGGUACCACCAGAUUUACUGGUGGAUGUCAAAGAUCACUUGAAAUCAUCUAAAAUUGUGUUUGAUGUUGUAAUUUGGGAUCUACAGAAAGCUAUUACAUAUGAAAAUCCUCGCUUAUCAAAGAAACAAAGAAUAGAGUUGGAAAAAAUACGAGGCCAUCCGAUGACUUGGCGACGCUAUCAUCGUUAUGCUGACAUUCUUCGAUAUUUGGAUUAUCUACAACAUUCGUAUCCUGAUUUAGUAGAAUUGGUGCGACUUGGACUAUCUUCAGAGGGCCUACCGUUAGUCGCCGUAAAGAUUUCUUUACCGGCAAACGAAACCUUUACCAAAGAUUUAAAUGUCAAAGUACACAAGAAGAAAUGGAAAUUACGGUCAAAAAUGAAGCCCGCAAUAUGGCUCGACGGUGGAGCGCAUGCACGCGAGUGGAUCGCGCCUGCUGUUGCGACGUGGAUGAUUCACAUGCUUGUGGAAGGCGAAAAAGGCUUAGAUGCGGAAUUAGAAGUGCUAAAGCAGGCUGAUUUCUACAUAAUGCCAGUGCUAAACCCCGACGGUUACGAGCACUCGCACACGCAUGAUCGGCUCUGGAGGAAAACUCGCUCUCGCCCACCAGACCAGACUGAUGACUACUACUUUGUGGGAUGGUUUCCAUGGAACUGGGGUCAGACUGAGUGUGUUGGGGUGGACGCGGAUCGCAACUGGGACUAUCAUUGGGGCGAAGAAGAUUCAUCCCGCGAUCCUUGUUCCGACAACUUCGCAGGACCACAUCCCUUCAGCGAACCGGAGACACGAGCGGUGUCCGAAUUCCUCACAGAACACAGAGGACAAAUUAAGGUUUUUAUAUCACUCCAUGCUUACUCCCAAGCGUGGUUAGUACCUAGUACUCAUGCAUACACGCCUUACGGGGAUGACGGUGUAUUGAUGGAAAUGGGAAAGCUCGCUACUACUGCGCUAGGGGACAUGUUUGGUACAAAAUAUCGGGUUGGAACAGCAGAAGAACUUAGCCAGCCAGCGGGAGGGAUGUCCCAUGACUGGGCAAAAGCACGAGCCGGAAUCAAGUUUUCCUAUCACGUUGACCUCCGUGAUUCAUUUGGACCAUACGGCUUUCUAUUACCUGGCUCGCAAAUUGUGUCGACAGCCCGAGAAACAUGGCAAGCUGUUAAGGCAAUAGUAGAUAAUGUUGCACCUGAUUAAGUUUGAUUUUUCUUGUGCGGGUAAGAAAAGACUGAAAAGGUGUGAAAUUUCUCCAACAUUUGAGAACAAUGAACAAGAUUUAUUUGUAUAGUCAAGCGUUCAAUAGAGACUAACAUGGCUUGUCAGUUUGAAACAACUUACAGUCUACAGUGAAUUAACGAUUUGCACUCGUAGUUUGACUACUAUUUGCCUAAUAUGCCUUAUAUCUAUUAGCCGUAGGGUCAUUAAGGUUGAUAUUUCCUAUUAUGUAAUGUGCAACGUGAAUCGUUUAACAUAAUUAAAGGCUAGCAUUAUCGAAUCGAUAAACAUUACGAUUCCUAAACAAUUCCUAUUUAAAUAAAAUAUUUACUAUUGUUAGUUACACUACCUAUGAUCUAAUAUGACAUUCGAAGGCAAAGUACAAGUACUUAGUACUUACUUACUUACCUAUUCUUUACUUUCAUAACAGUCCUAUUAUAAGUAAAUUCCUUUUUUUUAGCGUUAUAUGUUUUAGUUGUGAUAAUAGAUUAUGCCA